GGGAUGGUUGUCGCUGAUUGUCGAUGCGGAGGAUGGAGACAGCGCUCGAAGCCUGGUGUCCUCUAGUGCUCGCAGGGAUUGGGAACUUGCGCAUUCUGUGCGUUAUGACGCCAUAGCAGACACAACACUUGAGCGAUCUGAAGUACACGAACGGAUCUGAACCUCUGAAGAGAUGAGGGUCCCGUGUCUGCUUCUGUUCUCAUGGACAUUAGUGUCCCUUCUGCCGGUCCCCUGCUCCGGAUCAGUGCUGCUCCGCGUCCCGCUGCGGCAGGGGCCCCUCUCACAGACGGCGGGCCCCCGGGGCCCCUCCAGCUCCGCACGCGCACACACACGCGCACGCAGAGCACUCAGGGCGGGGACAUUUGUCAACAUGAUCGACAACCUUCGAGGAAAGUCAGGACAAGGCUACUACAUCGAGAUGGCUGUGGGCACUCCGCCUCAGAAGCUGAAUAUCCUGGUGGAUACGGGCAGCAGUAACUUCGCAGUCGGCGCCACCGCUCACCCGUUCCUCCACAGAUAUUACCAUCGCUCUCUCUCGUCGUCGUACAGAGAUCUGGGUCUUGGUGUGUAUGUGCCGUACACACAGGGCCGCUGGGAGGGCGAGCUGGGCACAGACCUGCUUUCCAUUCCUCACGGGCCCAACAUGUCUCUGAGGGCCAACAUCGCUGCAAUCACCCAGUCUGACCGCUUCUUCAUCAACGGAUCCAACUGGGAGGGCAUCCUCGGACUGGCCUACGCCGAGAUCGCCAGGCCGGACGAGACUCUGGAGCCGUUCUUCGACUCUCUGUUGAGGCAGACCAGCGUCCCAGACGUCUUCUCCUUGCAGCUCUGUGGAGCGGGGUUCACCCAGAACUACAGCGCGGGCAGCUCCACUGUAGGGGGCAGUAUGAUAAUUGGGGGAAUCGAUCCGUCCCUGUACGUGGGCGAGCUGUGGUACACACCAAUCAGACGAGAGUGGUAUUAUGAGGUCAUCAUCGUGCGCAUCGAGGUCAACGGACAGGACCUUAACAUGGACUGCAAAGAAUAUAACUAUGAUAAAAGUAUCGUGGACAGUGGCACCACAAACCUGCGUCUCCCUCGUAAAGUGUUCCAGGCGGCUGUGAAGGCCAUCGAAGCAGCUUCAUCGACUGAACAGUUUCCCUCAGGUUUCUGGCUGGGCGAGCAGCUGGUGUGUUGGCAGGUGGGCACCACACCGUGGCACAUCUUCCCUGUCAUCUCUCUCUACCUGAUGAGUGAAAACAGAAACCAGUCUUUCCGCAUUUCCAUCCUGCCACAGCAGUAUCUGAGGCCGGUGGAGGACAUAGCCUCGGCUCAGGAGGACUGUUAUAAAUUUGCUGUGUCUCAGUCCAGUACUGGUACAGUAAUGGGUGCCGUCAUCAUGGAGGGCUUCUAUGUGGUGUUUGACCGAGAACACAAACGCAUUGGCUUUGCAGUCAGCACGUGUCACGUCCACGAUGAGUUCCGCACCGCCGCAGUGGAGGGGCCCUUCCAUGGCCUGGACCUCGAGGACUGUGGCUACAAUGUCCCUCAGACUGACGAGUCCACAUUAAUGACCAUCGCCUACAUUAUGGCGGGCAUCUGUGCCCUAUUUAUGCUGCCUCUGUGCCUCAUGGUCUGUCAGUGGCGCUUUACACGCUGCCUUCAUCCGCUGGGCGCUGGAGAUUUCUCUGAUGACAUAUCCCUCCUGAAGUGAGCCAUAUCUAAACGCAGAAUGAUUUCAGUGCUUGUAAAGCCGGCCGUACUCGAGGGUCUCAAAGAACGGCAAUUGAUGAUAUUGAUGAGACUACAGUGAUUAUAACUAUAUAUAAUUGUGCAAAUGCACAUACACACACACACACACACACACACACACACGCACACACACCCUAAUGGGCUGAGGAUUUUGUGCCCUAUGAACCCUUUUGAGUAAAAUGUGAAUGAUCUUUCAUCUUACAGACUUUUAAGUGUGGAUAGCUGGCAUGGGACUGUUCAAGUUAAGUUCUGUAAAGAUCUGUCAACUAUGUGAGCGAGUGUGUUUGUGUUUAAAAGUUAGAGAGUUUGUUCACUA
This is a messenger RNA of Carassius carassius (crucian carp), 2047 nucleotides long. Its product is annotated as beta-secretase 1-like. The record is from RefSeq and is a predicted model, not a curated record. The transcript has 9 exons. Gene Ontology annotation, cellular component: endosome; trans-Golgi network; membrane. NCBI's taxonomy places the organism in Eukaryota, Metazoa, Chordata, Actinopteri, Cypriniformes, Cyprinidae. The coding region runs from base 173 to 1693 and encodes 506 amino acids. Gene Ontology annotation, biological process: membrane protein ectodomain proteolysis; amyloid-beta metabolic process. Gene Ontology annotation, molecular function: aspartic-type endopeptidase activity.